Ostertagia ostertagi is the source of this 417-nucleotide messenger RNA. The record is from the annotation of a GenBank genome assembly. NCBI's taxonomy places the organism in Eukaryota, Metazoa, Nematoda, Chromadorea, Rhabditida, Trichostrongylidae.
AUGGCGUUGUCAUUCCUUGCGCUUGUAUUCAUAAAGUCCCCCGGUCUGGCCCAGACCGCUUACACCGUUGCCAUAGUGUCCAGUGGUAUGAAUGCAGUCGGAACUAUAAAGUGCGCUCAAAUGGUGGCUCGACAACACGUUCAUGUUGUAAUGGCUGUAACCUCAUUUCUACUCUGCGUCAUCGUUCUUCUCAUUCCAGUCGCCGUUAAUAUAGUUUGUCCGGAUAACUCUCCGGAACAGUGGUCGCGUUUGUUUUUCGGAAUAAGCGUAAUUGUUAUUGCGACGAACAUUCCUUUUGUCUUUGUCGCUAGAAGCGAACCAGCACCUUGGACAGGAAAUAAGAUUCAUGCCUUGCCAGAAAAAAGCGAAACGGUCAGAACAGGAGGCGCGAAAAGCAAGGCAACGCAGGAAAGCUGA